AUGCCGACUCCACUCGACAGGGCUCUCAAGUCCCAGAAUUUGUUCCUUGGCUUCGCGGGCAUGGUGACUGCAGUGGCCGCCUGGUCCAUCUGGGGAAGCGAUGUAUUUCCAGCCGAGGAGGAUCCGACAGGGAGUAUGCUUCGCAAGCGCCCUUUUUUCACGAUGCCCUUUCCACUGACACCGCCAGAUCCCGAUGAUUGGACCGAGGAUGAAUUGAGAAGAUGGCUACGCACUAGAGGCCUCUUGCCAAGUGACAGUGCCACGCGUGAGGAACUGCUGGAAAGGGUCAAGGCUAACUUGCGUGUACCACGCCGGACCAAAUCGUCUGCACCGUCAUCUUGA
This is a messenger RNA of Penicillium oxalicum, 342 nucleotides long. RefSeq names its product Ish1 domain-containing protein. The record is from RefSeq and is a predicted model, not a curated record. NCBI's taxonomy places the organism in Eukaryota, Fungi, Ascomycota, Eurotiomycetes, Eurotiales, Aspergillaceae. The coding region runs from base 1 to 342 and encodes 113 amino acids. The transcript is spliced from 4 exons.